GUUUCGGCUGACCAGUAGCAGGUAUUACUGCUGCUGCAGCUGGGGGCUUUUAAAAACAUCUAUCUAUUGCUGUCAGUUGUAGUCCUUUAAACCAUGACCUCGGACGUUCCAAAAGCUUCGGAUGCUGUUUGUCUUCACCCUAAAAUUGCCCGGGAGGGAAAGGAUUUGUGCCGGAUGGUUACCGCUCCCAAGACCGGCAAAUGUUACUGCCGAGGGCGGCUGCUCGGAAAGGGUGGAUUUGCAAGAUGCUAUGAAAUGACUGAUCUCUCCAGUAACAGAAUAUAUGCCGUUAAAGUUAUUCCACAUUCCAGAGUGUCAAGGCCUCAUCAAAAAGAGAAGAUUGAAAAGGAAAUUGAACUCCAUAAAUCCCUGUCCAAUAAACACAUAGUGAAAUUUUACCAUAACUUUGAAGAUGAUGAAAAUAUUUAUAUCUUUCUAGAGCACUGCAGUCACAAGUCAUUAGCGCAUAUUUUGAAAACAAGAAGAACGUUAACAGAGCCAGAAGUCCGGUAUUAUCUCAGACAGAUUAUCUUGGGCCUCAAGUACCUCCAUGUUCGGGAUAUUCUUCAUAGAGAUCUCAAGCUAGGGAAUUUCUUUGUUAACGAGAACAUGGAAGUGAAAGUUGGAGAUUUUGGCUUGGCAACUAAGCUUCUACCAGUUGACCAGAGGAAGAGGACUGUCUGUGGUACUCCAAACUAUCUGGCACCUGAAGUACUAAACAAACAGGGUCACGGUCCUGAGGCUGACAUCUGGUCUUUAGGCUGUGUAAUGUACACAAUGUUGUCUGGGCGGCCUCCAUUUGAGACCUCUGACCUCAAGGACACCUACAGAUGCAUUCGAGCAGUUGAGUACAGCAUGCCAUCCUCGUUUUCAGUUGCUGCAAAGGAUCUUGUCAGUAGCAUCCUGAAGAAGAACCCAGAACAAAGACCUACCCUAGAUGCAAUUAUGCAGCAUGACUUUUUCACAAAAGGCUUUAUACCUGAUGUGCUCCAUCCAAGCAGCUGCUUAAUGGUUCCGGAACUGAAUGUCCCAGCUCCCACUAAAAACCUUCUGAGAAAAUUUACCGAAGCUUUGUUUUUUAGGAAACAAAAGUCAAAAGAUACUAAAACCACUUGUGUGGAAAAGGAUGAUAUUUCCAAGCUUGCUGCAGAUCUUGUAAAGACUUCCAUCCACAGACAGACCAGUUAUAAAACUGAGAAUGCAACGGAGCAUACACUUCCCACUGGCCAAACUGCAAACACCUUUUCCAGAGGAACAGAAAAAGAUUCAAAGUUAACCACUGAACCAGGAGGUGCCAACUAUGAAACUGUUGAAGAUGGAUCCAUAGCUCAACAAAUGGCAGAUGCUGCUUCCCACGUUCUCAAAAGCUGUCUUUCAGCCAUGCCAUCAGUGAAAAAAAACCCAGUUGGACAUAGUCUGCAUAGGUCCAAGCCCUUCUUGUGGGUUACCAAAUGGGUUGAUUACUCCAAUAAAUACGGUUUUGGUUAUCAGUUAUCUAAUCGCAGUAUUGGUGUACUGUUCAAUGAUGGAACUCAUAUGGGUCUCUCCCCUGACAGAAGGAGUGUGUUUUAUUACCUCAAUAACCACCAGCAUUUUUCCUUCUCUGCCUCUGCAAUUCCAGAGCAGCUAGUGAAACAGAUGGCAGUUGUCCUAUAUUUUGCCAAUUACAUGGAAGAAAAUUUGAUGGAGGGAGGCGACUUGCCCAGGACAUUCCUUGAAGACUGUCACGAUCCAUCUUUGUUCCUGUUGCAGUGGGUUAAAACUGAUCAUUCCCUAUUAAUGCUGUUCAACAAUGGUACUUUACAGGUUAACUUUUAUCAUGAUCACACAAAGCUCAUUCUGUGCAAAGCUGACCAUUCUUAUCUACUUACUUACAUCAACAAAGAGCGUGUUGCCUGCACAUACAAACUGAGUACUAUAAUGGAACUGGGCUGUUCACAAGAACUGUACCAUCGUCUGACAUACACACUGAAACUGUUGCAGUAGCAACAGAAGGCAAACCACGUACGAAUCGAUUCCUCUCUUGAAGAGGAGAGGAAAAUAGCAUUACCUCUACUAAGGACUUUUACAAGGUGCAAAAAUUGAACAAUUGGCAAGAAAAGCUGCUGUUUAGUUUGGAGGAGUGGAAUCUAAAGUCGAACUAUUGGUGGUUUAUAAUCUUGCGUCUGUUUAAAUGUCACUAAUGAGAAGAAUGUGUUAGCACACGUGAGCUGUUAUUGAAGUUAUUUUUUUUGUUUUCCACUCCCUCAAUGCUAGAGAGUUUGAAGAAUUUCUGUGGGUUGUGAAAUUUGCCACAGCUUCUUAAUUACUACCUUGAAAUCAGUUUGUUUUUUUAAAUUUUAAGUUUAUGCUCCAGUGCAGCUAUGUUUUAGUGGCUUUUUGACUUUUGUCUCAAUCUCCUGAAUGGAAAACCAAAUCUUGUGAUCUUCUUCUCCUUCUCCCCCCCCCUACUUCCCCUUCCCCUUCCCCCUUCCCCUCAAGGCAAGCUUGCCUUGAUCUUUAACAAGUGACUCCUUUUUUGAGUUUGCUAGGUCUUCAGCUUUUAGAAAACGCUGCUUCCUCUAUCUUGGUAAGAAUGUUUUGCAGAAUGCAGUGGGCCCAGAACCAUUUCAAAACUGACUUGGGUCAGAUUAUGUUGAAAAUGCAAACAGUGGGAAUGGUGUAUGAUUUAUUGCAGAUGGAAUGCAGUAUAAAUGCACACUCCAUUGCUAGUUCACUAAACCAGGAUCUGGAUAGGCCAGAAUUGAUCGAUCUUCUCUUGUUUGUUUUUCUUUGGUGCCAUGAGCGAUGUUUUAUUUUUUCUCUUAUGAAAGCAAACUGUCCUACCUUUCUUAACCAAAGGCUGUACAUUUCAACUUGGUAAUGUUUCUUUUUUGAAAAUGGUCAAAACUGGUUUUAUUUCAAAGAAAAUCCUGGUUUAAUCCACCUGUGUAAUGGCCUUUUUAUGAAGGUUUGGAUUUUUUUCUAGUGCUUGUCUUUAGAUUUUAGAGAUUUGGCAACAGCAGUCUGCUCACCAAUAGUGCCCUUUUUUGUGUGGGGUUGGAAGGGAAGAGGUUGGCAGCUUUGGCUAUGACCAGCCUGUGUUCUGAUUCCAUACAAACUAGAUAUGCGGUUUAAGGUAACUUUUUUAUUUAAUAUAAUGGAAUUGUGAUUCCAUGUUUGUAUGCACUACUAAACUGAGACAUUUGCCACAAUCUAAAAAAUGGCAAUUGUAUCCAGGCUAUUUAGCUAUCUUAACUACUUCACUGACUGCAAACUUUUCUUUUGCCUUUUUUUGAUAGUUGGGAGAAGGAAGACCACCCUAAGCCCAGAACCACCUUAGCUCUAAUCUUAGUGUGGUGUUCCUAAACUUUCUUCCAUAUCAAAAGAAAAUUUAUAAAUUGGAAAACUUAAAUUGCUGUUUCAGGGUAGUGUGGAAGGUGGCUCAACUGACGACUUACAUCCUAAUGUUCAGCUCAUUCCUAUCUUUAUGCCUCUGUCUGUAGAUUUGAAAAGUAUUUAAUAAAUCUGGUCUUAUUUAUGUUCAUGAAAGUACUGAAUGAGCCUAUUUAUUUUUGUAUUUAUUAUUUAUUUCCUUGUUUUUAAGGAUAACCAUACAACUGAAAUUGUGAAAAAU
Messenger RNA from Stegostoma tigrinum, 3616 nucleotides. It is a transcript of the gene plk3, whose product is annotated as polo-like kinase 3 (Drosophila). Bases 94 to 1986 code for a protein of 630 amino acids. The record is from RefSeq and is a predicted model, not a curated record. Gene Ontology annotation, cellular component: cytoplasm; nucleus; centrosome. NCBI's taxonomy places the organism in Eukaryota, Metazoa, Chordata, Chondrichthyes, Orectolobiformes, Stegostomatidae. The transcript is spliced from 15 exons. Gene Ontology annotation, biological process: Golgi disassembly; protein phosphorylation; mitotic cell cycle. Gene Ontology annotation, molecular function: protein binding; protein serine/threonine kinase activity; ATP binding.